ACGAUAUAGUUACUAAUAAUAGUUAUUAGUACUCUGUUGUAGUUAUCAGGCUGUGAGUUUUACAGCACACAUGUUUUCUGAUAUGGAUUUAAUCAGAACUAUUGAUGAUGAUGUUGAAGUGCCAGACGAGCCGGAUUCAGCGUCGGACGAUGAAGAUGAUCAGCCCAUCGUGUUGAGCAAGGAGAAGCGCGCGCUGAAGGGCCGCACAGGAGACUUCAGUGCUGGUUUCGAGUUUGGCGAGCGGGACGGCCUGUACAGCGGAGACUGGGCGAUGGAUGACGUGAUGGCUCAGCUGAAGAAGAGGAAAGCGGCCACGACUCUGGACGAGAAGAUCGAGAAAGUGCGGAAAAAGCGCAAAAUUGAGGAGAAAACUCAAAAAAACAAGAAAACAGAAGCUCCAGCCUCUAAACCACAGCAAGAUGAUGAUGAAGAUGAUGAUGAUGAUGAAGAAGAAGAGAACGAUAAAGAAGAGGAUGAAAAUGACAAUAACAAUAAAGAAUCUGCUGGAGAUGAUGAUGAUGAUGAGGUGGAGGAAGACGAGUUCUCCUCGGGUGAUGAAGAGGUGCUGAAAAAAGCCGACACUGUGAGAGAAAAACAGAAGAAGGGCAAGAGGAAAAUCCCUGAAGCGUUUUUUGAAGAUGCUUCCCAGUAUGACGAUAAUCUCACCUUCCCGGAUAUGAAUCUAUCCAGACCCUUACUGAAGGCCAUCACUACUAUGGGCUUUAAGCAGCCCACUCCUAUUCAGAAAGCCUGCGUCCCUGUGGGGCUUCUGGGAAAAGACAUCUGUGCAUGUGCCGCCACUGGCACUGGGAAGACUGCAGCCUUCAUGUUGCCGGUUCUGGAGCGUCUGAUCUACAAGCCGAGAGAGACUCAGGUGACGCGAGUGCUGGUUCUGGUGCCGACCCGAGAGCUGGGCAUUCAGGUGCACACCGUGGCCCGUCAGCUGGCCCAGUUCACCAGCAUCAGCACGUGUCUGGCCGUGGGUGGGCUGGACCUGAAGUCUCAGGAGGCGGCGCUGAGAGCGGGUCCAGAUGUCCUGAUCGCCACACCAGGACGACUGAUCGACCACUUGCACAACACGCCGUCGUUCGAGCUCAGUCAGAUCGAGAUCCUCAUCUUAGACGAGGCCGACAGGAUGCUGGACGAGUACUUCGAGGAGCAGAUGAAGGAGAUCAUCAGGAUGUGUUCCUAUCAGAGACAGACCAUGUUGUUCUCAGCCACCAUGAGUGAGGAGGUGAAGGAUCUGGCGUCGGUGUCUCUGAAGCAGCCGGUGAGGAUCUUCGUGAACAGUAACACAGACGUGGCGCCGUAUCUCCGGCAAGAGUUUGUGAGGAUCAGACCCAACAGAGAAGGAGACCGAGAGGCUAUUGUUGCAGCUCUCCUCACCAGGACGUUUCAGGAUCACGUGAUGCUCUUCACUCAGACCAAGAAACAGGCUCAUCGCAUGCACAUUCUGCUGGGUCUGAUGGGGUUAAAGGUCGGCGAGCUUCAUGGAAACCUGUCGCAGACGCAGAGAUUGGAGAGUCUGAGGCGUUUUAAGGAUGAACAGAUUGAUAUUCUGGUGGCCACAGAUGUCGCUGCCAGAGGACUGGAUAUAGACGGGGUGAAAACUGUGAUAAACUUCACCAUGCCCAACACGGCGAAGCAUUACGUGCACAGGGUCGGCAGGACGGCCCGCGCGGGUAAAGUGGGCCGCUCCGUGUCUCUCGUGGGCGAGACUGAGAGGAAGAUGCUGAAAGAGAUCGUGAAAAAAGCCAAAACGCCCGUCAAAGCUCGUGUCAUUCCUCAAGAGGUCAUUCUGAAGUUUCGUGAUCUGAUUGAGAAGUUGGAGAAGGACGUGUACGCAGUGUUACGCUUGGAGAAGGAGGAAAAGGCAAUGGCUCAUUCAGAAGCGCAGAUCAGUUUAGCUCAGAAGAGGAUAACACAGAGCGCAGACGAGAAACAGCCGCCCAGAACCUGGUUCCAGACACACGAGGAGAGGAAGAAAGAUCGCAUGGCGAAGGUGCUACAGGAUUUUGAUUUUGCUCUGAGAGGAAAGAAAAAACGUGCAGAGUUCCUGAAACAGGGCAAGAGAAAAGAGUUAACGGCUGAGGAGAGAGCUCAGUUCGAGGUGCUGAAGUCUCAGAUGUACGCUGAACGAGCAGCGAAACGCGAUCGCAAGCCGAAGCGAGCCAGAGUUGUUCCAGAAGACGAACCCGUUCAGAAAGCUAAAAAACCGAACAAAUCUAGGAAGAAGUCUGUGUUUGACAAGGAGCUGACGAACACCAGCAAGAAAACGCUGAAGCAGUACAGAGCGGGGCCGUCCUUCGAGGACCGAAAGAGACUCGGCCUUCCAAACAAGAAGGGAGGACGCUUCAAGUCAAAGUCCAAGUUCAGGAGAAGGUGAAUCUGUGACUGAUGGAAAACUUCAAUGGAACAUCUGCCUCUUUAUCAUUUUAUUAUCAUCCCCCCUCCAAACGCAACCUCCCAAACCCUUCCAAUAAAACUCUACAACCGAA
Rhinichthys klamathensis goyatoka is the source of this 2498-nucleotide messenger RNA. RefSeq names its product DEAD (Asp-Glu-Ala-Asp) box polypeptide 27 (gene ddx27). Lineage: Eukaryota; Metazoa; Chordata; Actinopteri; Cypriniformes; Leuciscidae. Bases 71 to 2386 code for a protein of 771 amino acids. Gene Ontology annotation, molecular function: nucleic acid binding; RNA helicase activity; ATP binding. The record is from RefSeq and is a predicted model, not a curated record. The transcript is spliced from 21 exons.